AGCCAAUAUUUUUUUGUGCUGGAACUGCCGAUGAAUCGAAAGUGCUUUUUAUUCAUUCUUAACACAGAUUUUUAUUCUAAUAGAUAAUAUUUUUAUAAUAGGUUUACUAAUACGUAAUAAUAUCACUUUAGUGACAUAAUAAUAAGUUAACUUUUCAUAGUUGCGAAGUGUUUUGUGCCACUUUCUAAGUAACUGUAAUUACGAGAAAACAAGUUUCAAUUAAACUUUAAUAUAUCUAAAAGAUAUAAUAAUAAAUAUCUAAGAUAUCCUUCGCUGUCGAACUCGAAAAAACGGUAUAAGUAGUGUCAAUUAAUAAUGCCAUGUAUGCUCCGGAUCAUCUUAGAAGAAAGGAAAUUAGAGAUGCUAUGUACCGUAGCAAUUCAAGCCUUGACUUGAUAUACGCAGAGCACCCAACAGGCAACGGUUUACGGCGCGAAUAUGGGAGUCAUGGCUCAAUUGACGUAAUUGGAGGCACUAGUGAACGGCUCCCCGCGAUGGUACACAAUUACAGUGGACUAAACGCACCCAAUAGGCCGUCGGGGUUAAGCGGUGUGAGUGAUCGAUUCACCGAAGUUUUGGCUGGUGACCACGCAGAUGGGCCAACCCCAAGAGCCAGUGUUAGUCCUAAACCCCGUCUUAAGCUGAACAAGUUUUGGGGUGGUACUACCGCUGUCAUUACUAGACCAGAUACAGAUGGAAUCAUAUCAUCUGUCUCUGACGUUAACAAAAGGAAGCAGUUUGCUCACUAUGAUUGUCAGUCCCUGAUGGCCAAUUUGAGUUAUGCAGCUGUUAUUCGAGGAGCACUUUUGAGUAGACGUCGUAACACAACCACUGGAGCAUCAGCUGCAUCAUUGCUUGCAACACGUGGCUUACCACCGGGGGAGGAUUCUGUUCCCGACACUGGUGAUGGACGUUCCAACGAAUUGCUUGAAAGUUGUCCAGUCUUCCGAAAUGAAUUGGGUGGUGAGGAGGAGCGUUGUGUGUCACUCUGCGCUCGUACAGCUCGGGGGGCUAUCCCUGGGCAGUUUGGAGGGUGGCAUCGUCCCCGGGCUGCAUAUGGUUUUUCAGUCCUGGAGUUUCCUCCGGACCAAACUCACUGGCGGAACGGAUGCCCCUUUGUGAGAUCAAGCUCGCCGCUACCCAUCGAAAGGCUGGAUCUUGGAGCAUUAUAUUAUAGGAACUACUUUUAUACACAACCACACCAAAAUUGGUUCGGAAUGGAUGAAAAUUUAGGUCCGGUAGCAAUUUCAAUAAAAAAGGAACGAGUUGAGUUACGUAGAGGCGGUGGUGAUUCAUCUGCGCCGACCUCUCAACUCGCUUGGCAGUAUCGUCUUAUCAUACGAACCUCGGAACUACUUACACUUCGGGGCUCAAUUCUAGAGGAUGCAUUACCCACCGUCAAACCUAGUAAUAAUAGUGUUUCGUACAACACAAAAGAAGUAUUAGAUUAUGUUGCGGUUGAAUUGCAACUUAGUUGUUUAAGGCUUGGUAUCACUAAUGGCGGUGCUGAAGAACAACUCUUAAGACUGGACGAACAACGCUUAACCAGACAUUACAAAGUCGGUGUUAUGUACUGUAAAAGCGGCCAGUCAACAGAAGAGGAAAUGUACAACAACCAAGAGGCGGGCCCGGCUUUCGUCGAGUUCUUGCAAAUGUUGGGGCAAACUGUUCGAUUAAAAGAUUUCGACAAGUAUAAAGCCGGUCUCGACAACAGGACGGAUUCGACCGGCCUCUACUCCGUCUACACCACGUACCAAGGCUGCGAGAUAAUGUUCCACGUAUCAACAAUGUUGCCGUACACGCCCAACAACAGGCAGCAGUUGUUGAGGAAGCGGCACAUCGGCAACGACAUAGUCACAAUAGUCUUCCAAGAACCGGGCGCGGCGCCUUUCACACCGCGAAACAUUCGGUCUCAGUUUCAACACGUUUUUGUUGUUGUGAGAGUUAUAGACCCGUGUACUGAGAACACACAUUAUAGUUUAGCUGUAAGUCGUGCUAAAGAAGUGCCUUUAUUUGGACCGCCGAUCAAAGAUGGCGCGGUCUACCCCAAGGGUGAAGCGUUCACCGAUUUACUAUUGAGUAAGGUUAUUAAUGGUGAAAAUGCUGCCAUCCAGUCUCCUAAAUUUAGUACAAUGGCUACGCGCACUAGACAAGAGUACCUGAAAGACCUCGCUAGUAAUUAUGUAUCUGCAUCCACUGUGGAUACGGGGCAGAAAUUUUCAAUUUUUUCCUCAUUAUUAAUGAAAAGCGGUAACAAUUCCAACAACAAUGCUAUAAUUCCUCGUAUUGAAGAUUGUAACAACGAUGUUCUUGUCAGAGGUGCCUUAUGUUUCCACGUACAAGUUCAGGAUGAAGGUGCCGGUGGAUCUAUAUUGGACUGCAUAAUGGGUGUAUCUGCUGACUCGAUCGUCAUAGUUGAAGAGAGCUCGAGACAAAUCGUUCUUGCCUUGCCGACUAUUGCUUUGCUUGGGUGGGUGGUAAGUGGCAGCUGGACGCGGAUAUACUACCACCGAGGGGAGAGCGUGCGGGUGAGCGCGGUGACAGGGGAUGGUCUGCUACGUCGACUCGCCAGCGUCGCCCCUCAACACGCGCAGUGUCUUGAUGAGCUCACGCUUGAGAGAGGCACUGCUUCCCAACUAGGCUUCCACGUCCAGGCAGACGGUUUGGUAACGGCGGUAGAGAAUGGUGGAGCCGCUUCCAAGGCAGGCGUGAAACGAGGAGCUCGUCUUCUCGAAGUGUGCCGCGCUGCCGUCAUUGCCUUACCACACGACCAUCUCGUUGACCUGCUCAAGACCUCUGAUCCAGUCACUGUGCGGUUGACAUUUGCGGUGGGCGCACGUUGCGAAUGCCAGAGCGCGUGCGGGGAAGCGUGGGCCCAACAGCCAUCGCGACGCCGCCUGUCUCCGCCGCGAUCUGACACCUCUGGAUAUGGCACUGGUGGUUCAGGGCGCAGUACGACGUCCGGUGGCGGUAACGGGGGAAGUUUGGAAGUGCGAAGACGAAAUCAUGAUGGAUCGUCUCCCAGGCACUCCAGGCGGCCAAGAUCUGCUGCACACUCUUCCCUUACUGAGGAAUUGAUGCGUCUAAUGGACGCAGAGCUAGGUGAAAAUAGAGCAGCUACGGUUUCAGAGGGCAACGGGGUUCCAAGGGAAGUGGGGGGUGCUCCACUUCCUUUGCCUGACGCGUCAGCACUGGAUUGGGCUGCUUUAGUCCACACUGCCACCAGAGCAAUGUUACAGAUUUGUGAGGAGCAUCAGUAUCAAUCGAUAGACCCAGCUGACCCUCCGUUAGAUUCAGCGACAGAUGUCGGCUUGGACACUUGGACAGAGAUGCCCAAUAACAACGCAACGGAGAGCAAAUCGAGCCCGGUUGUCAACACGGACAGAGGGGGCGUGAGUGGCGGGGGCCUCGCGAAUUGCGGAUGCGGACUCGCGGAGCGUGUGGCGACACUCGAGGCGGACGCAGUCACAGCACAAAGACACAGGCACCAUCUCGAAGAAGAGGUCCGCCGGCUUCGACGCCUUAAUGGACGCCUUCGGGAGGAAUCCGCCCGGGCCGUAUGGCAGCUCCGGCAUUUCACGCAGUGGUUCAAACGGACCGUUGACAAGCAGUAAUCAAGGUUUAUUACUAGUAAGUAUUAUCACACAACAAACGGUUUCUAUCUAAAUAACGGGCUUAGGACACACUAUAUAAUUCAAUGGAAAGUCCAAUGACAUAAAUAAUUCAUGAUUAAACGGGAAUUGCCUCAUCGGAAUGGAGUAUUCAUCCUGAAAUCGAUACCUAAACUUCUAUACUAAUAAUAUGGAAUGAAUGUUUGGUGUCGAAUGACUGAACAGAUCCGGUUGAAAUUUAGCACAAAGAAAGAUUAGAGUCUGGAAGAGGCUAACGUAUUAGUUGUUCGCAGACUGCCGCAAGUGCCGCUCUCUCGAAGUUAAUUUCAGAGCUGAAGCAGCGAAUGGCAUUCGUCCCAUGCGUCGACCGUAUCCACUGUGUUAAUGUAAACGGUUUUGUUUCAUCUCGUAAGCUAAUAAUAUAUACAAUGUCUACAUUGUUAAGAAAUAAAAUACAGUGGACCCCCGGUAAUCCGGCAUGCAUGUAACAAUUACAUGCAGUUUAAUUUAAUUCAAUCUUCGUUAAGGCGUGUUUGAGCACGUUGUAAUUAGUUCGCACCGCUGCGAAUGUUCCUGCAGGCGUAUUGUCUCAGUUUGAAUGCGACUAUAGUAGCGGCCUAGCUAUAUCUCUUCUAGAAUCUUAAUGCAUUUUUUUGUAUAAUUUGUUGGAUUACAUGUUAAAAAGUUCCGGACUACAGGGGUUCCGCGGCACUUCACAGUGUACUCUAUAAUCAGACUAGUUCGAUAUUGGGACACCACCUUACAAAAUGUAGAUGCUGAUUAUGUUGCACACAAAUCUCUUAACUAAACUAAAUUUCUAGGUCUAAUAGUAGUGCUAUCCUAUUCAUAAUGUUUGCAGUGGAAAAAGAUGGCUCUAUUUUUUUAGGCUCGGCUAAAUAAAAUAAAUACCUACAGCAAUCUACCUACAGCAACACUUUUACACAUCAUGUAACUAGAUGGCUCUCUUCUGAUUCCCUACUUAUCGUAUUAACUUACACGCGAACGAAUAAGUAGAAAUCUCACACAAAUCUCACUCUCACUGUAUAUAAAUUAAGUUUGGUUUACACAUUUAUGUACAACACAGUCGGUACCAGUGUAUCUCUAAUUUAGUUCGUAUGUUUUUUUUGCAAAAAUUAAAAAAAAAACUUAAAACAACAAACGCACGCUCGUGCGGCUUUGUGCGAUCAACUUUUUGACGACAGAAUCUGGAAUUAUUCAUCUCUAAAGGGUCUUCAGGAGUCCUUAGAACUUUUGUAAAUGUAGGUAGUUGUAAUGUAACAGUAAUAAUAUAACUCAAUUUCCAAAGAGUUGCUACAACACUCGAAAUUUAAAUGAACGUAAAUAAAAAAAAAACUUGAAAAAAAGCGCUAUAUCUUAUGAAUUAUGUGCCUUGUUAGCUGAAGAAAGGACAACCGCUUGAAUGGUACCGAACAAUACGUGCGUUAUUCAUUCAUAUAUUAGAUAACAGUUGACAGUGGCGUGCACUUCAUACAU
Molecule: messenger RNA, 5105 nt
Organism: Pararge aegeria (speckled wood butterfly)
Lineage: Eukaryota; Metazoa; Arthropoda; Insecta; Lepidoptera; Nymphalidae
Product: signal-induced proliferation-associated 1-like protein 2
Exons: 16
Coding region: 321-3614 (1097 amino acids)
Biological process (GO): regulation of small GTPase mediated signal transduction; activation of GTPase activity
Cellular component (GO): cytoplasm
Molecular function (GO): GTPase activator activity; protein binding
Source: RefSeq, a predicted model, not a curated record